AUGGGCCACAGUUCAGACCGAGACAUCAGCGGCACUGCCGUAGAGCCCAAAGGCGCCGCCGGCUCCCACAUCGAACAAACCUCCUCCAACCUCGAAGCCAACAUCAACCUCGAAGCCAAGCUCAAGAACCCGCUCGAUGGGCUUUCCCGCACCGAGCUCCUCUCACGCGUCGAGACCUUCUGCGCCGAAAAGGACCUAACCGAGCACCUCCCGCUCUUCCGUAAGGGAGCACUCAUCGCCCAAUCCCCGGACAACUAUGCGUCCAUCUCCGGCCCGGAAGCCUUGGACGAAGAGGAGAAAGCAGUCCUUUUGAAGGAGGUCGAACACAAGUGGCGGCUGCCGGCAAGACUGUUCCUGACGAUUGCGACUUGCUCGAUCGGUGCUGCUGUCCAAGGGUGGGAUCAGACGGGCACGAAUGGCGCGAAUAUCUUCUUCCCGGAGUAUUAUGGUAUUGGAGGGGACACUGCGAGGGAGAAGUUGCUUGUUGGAUUGAUCAAUGCUGGGCCUUAUAUUGGGAGCGCAUUCAUCGGCUGCUGGCUUUCUGACCCCAUCAACAACUGGAUCGGUCGUCGUGGUGUCAUCUUCGUCUCUGGUCACUUCUGUCUCUGGCCCGUCAUUGGUUCUGCUUUCUGUCACACAUGGCCCCAGCAACUGGCCUGCCGUCUGCUGAUGGGUAUUGGUAUGGGUGUGAAGGCAUCAACGGUGCCGAUUUAUGCUGCGGAGAACUCGCCUGCUUCUAUUAGAGGUGCGCUGGUCAUGUCAUGGCGUGAGUACUCCCGAGUGUUCCUUACUAGUAACACAAGUGAUGAAGAUGCUAACACCCUUCCAGAAAUGUGGACAGCCUUCGGCAUCUUCUUGGGCACUGCCUUUAACCUUGCCGUCUUCCACACCAGCCACAACGUCAACUGGCGCCUCAUGCUCGGCGCCCCCUUCAUUCCCGCCGUGCCCUUGGUCCUGCUCAUCUAUCUCUGCCCCGAGUCCCCGCGCUGGUUAAUGAAGAAGAACCGCUACCCAGAAGCCUGGAAGUCCAUGAUCAAGCUGCGCAACCACCCCAUCCAAGUCGCCCGCGACAUGUUCUACAUCCACUCGCAAUUGGAAGUUGAGCACCAGCUCCUCGCCGGCUCCAACUAUGCCCAGCGCUUCGUCGAGCUCUUCACCAUCCCUCGUGUUCGCCGCGCCACCCUCGCCGCUUUCACCGUCAUGAUUGCCCAGCAGAUGUGCGGAAUCAACAUCAUCGCCUUCUACAGCACCACCAUCUUCAAGGAGUCCGGCUCCAGCGAAGUCCAAGCCCUGCUUGCCUCCUUCGGCUUUGGUAUAGUCAACUGGGUCUUCGCCUUCCCCGCCUUCUGGACCAUCGACACCUUCGGCCGGCGCUCUCUACUUCUCUUCACCUUCCCGCAAAUGAUGUGGACUUUGCUAGCGGCAGGGCUCUGCACCUUGAUGGACAUGGGCACCGCCCGGACCGGCCUUGUCGCCUUAUUCGUCUUCCUCUUCGCCGCGUUUUACUCCCCCGGCGAAGGUCCCGUCCCCUUCACCUACUCGGCAGAAGUUUUCCCCCUUUCUCACAGAGAAGUGGGCAUGGGCUUCGCCGUGGCCACCUGCCUCUUCUGGGCCUCGGUGCUGGGUAUCACCUUCCCCUUCUUGCUUGAUUCUCUAGGCACUGUCGGCGCCUUUGGGCUGUACGCGGGUUUCAAUCUGGUGGCGUUUAUUGCUAUCUUUUUGUUCGUGCCGGAGACGAAGCAGAAGACGCUCGAGGAGCUGGAUUAUGUCUUUGCUGUUAAGACGAGCAAGUUCAUGUCGUAUCAGUGCACUAAGGCGCUGCCGUGGUUUAUCAAGAGAUGGGUGUUUUGGCAGAGGAAUGCGAAGCUGGAGCCGCUUUAUGAGUUUGAUCGGGUGAAGGAGGCGGAGAGAGAGAGGAGGGCAGAGGCGGAGAGGAGGGCAGAGGAGACGGGGACUGUUACUUCUACUGGGACCAACUUGGAUGAGAAGAAGGGACUGAGUCAUGUGAAUGCUCCCAAUGCUUAG
Neurospora tetraspora is the source of this 2025-nucleotide messenger RNA. RefSeq lists its product as uncharacterized. Gene Ontology annotation, biological process: transmembrane transport. The coding region runs from base 1 to 2025 and encodes 674 amino acids. Gene Ontology annotation, molecular function: transmembrane transporter activity. The record is from RefSeq and is a predicted model, not a curated record. Gene Ontology annotation, cellular component: membrane. Lineage: Eukaryota; Fungi; Ascomycota; Sordariomycetes; Sordariales; Sordariaceae. The transcript has 3 exons.